Musa acuminata AAA Group (dessert banana) is the source of this 1976-nucleotide messenger RNA. RefSeq lists its product as uncharacterized. The transcript is spliced from 2 exons. Lineage: Eukaryota; Viridiplantae; Streptophyta; Magnoliopsida; Zingiberales; Musaceae. The record is from RefSeq and is a predicted model, not a curated record. Bases 113 to 349 code for a protein of 78 amino acids.
AAGCCUCGUACGUCCCCGUCCGCGUGUUCCACUCACCGUCGGUAAUCCACGACCGCCCCUGCUUGGGGUUCACCAAUCCCGGUAGGUGGGCAUUGGCGGGGCACCGUACACGAUGUGUCCGUUGCGCCUCGUCCUGGUGUUCCUCUCCGCCGCCCUCGCCGGAUUCUUCGCCUGGAAAUCGAUCCGCUCCCCUCCCCCUUCCCCGAUCUCCGAUGACUCCCAGGAGAUCGGCGACUCCUCCAUCAAAGGCCGGAUCCUCGGCGCUGGAAAGGUGAUUGAGAAUGGGUACUGGGUGUUUCUUGAUAUGGCCAGCGGGAGGUACUUGUGGAGGGCGAUGAGAGAAAGGUGAGAAGUUGGACGAAAUCGAUGAUUUGGGGGUUCUUUUGGAGCACGCACUCGGUAUCCUUUUUCGAUGAAAUUGGAUAGUGUUGUUCUAUGCAUUGGAUUGCAAUUUAGCCGAUGUGCCUCGGAAUUCGAUUUAAAGUUGUUGUUUCCUGUUCGAAUGAUUGUCUCUUGAGAUCGGAUUCAUUGUUUGUGGUGAUUAUUGUCAUCGUCUCGUCGAUUUAUAUGCUAUACUAUGAAUUUGUCUUAUUAGAUGGUGUUAAAUCGAUCAAAAACAUCAAAAAAUUAGCUUUUAAUUUGCCAAUGUAAUGUCUUGUUUUUCUUAUCUCGUUCUUUGAAGAUUCAGUUGAUGAGCAACAAAUUGUACUCUGACAUAGUUCUUCAUUUCAUCAGUCUUUAUCAGAAUCCAGAAAACUAUCUCUUUCGUUUUAAUUUCGUGUUCAUGAGCUCAAACUGAUUGAUAAUAAACCUGACAAGAAAACAGUAGAGCAGAAACGAUAGUAGAGUAGAAGACACUGAAGGCAUAAAAAUAACUUGCUUCCAUAUGUACCCAUAAAUCCAUAGAAGCAGCAAAUAGAGAAUUUGGAGUUUGAUGGUUGCAUUGACAAGGUUCCAUUGCUCGACAAAUACUAUCGUAUCGACGAAAUUUAUGGGAAUUUUAUAGUGAUAUUGUUGGCUUUGAUUCUUGCACUAUAUAUGUAGCAAUCUCUGGACGAAAAAUUUGUUGGAGAAACUUAAUGUUACUUCCUUGAAGGUUAACAUUUGCUAUACUUAUUGUGGUUGCCUAUUCUUUGGCAAUUAUACUUUUGUGUCAAUUCAUUUGACUCGCCUUUCUGAUUUAUCAUCGGUUAACAUCAUUUUUUAUACUAGUUAUUUAUUUCCUUUUCUAUCUAAGCGAAUAUUCUCCAGCUUCUCCCUUUUUUUUUCCGACAUGAAAGAUGCCAUCAUGUACUUUUAUGGAGGAAUUGCAUCAAAAAAUUUCAAGGUUUUAUGUUCAAUCCUAGUAAGAGAUGUAUGCUGUUGGAUCAUUUUGUACCACCAGAUUCUUGUCCUCGGAUACCCAUAGAUGAAGCUUUGUGAAGCUCUCUGCCUUAUCCUUACUCGAUGCAUUAAUCUAGCAUAUACAUUCGUUGCCACCUUUCUGUAAUUUGUUGCUGCCUUAUCAUGUCGUCGUUUUAUUAAAAGCACUUCAAUUCUUUCUUCUCUGUCAUAUAUUUAAAUAACUUUCACCAUGAAUUCACUUUGUUUUCUACAAUUAUAUGUUCAUCGACACUCCUAUAUCUGAAAAUAUUGCCUUGUUAAUUUAACAGCAAAUUUUAUCGGCUUCAAAGGUUCGUUACUUGCACGUUCGUAUAUCCUCAAUGAAAUCGCUACUGAAGCUACCAUAAUCAGAUGUUUGAGGUCUUAUUUUCAUUUAAUAUCCUAUGAAAAGUUCUUUGUUUUAUUCAUUCGAUAAUAGGUAUUUACGAGCAGAAGUUGCAGCCUUCUUUUAAUGUAAGAAACAAUCGCCAUCAUCAAGAUCAUAUCUUGACUGUUUCUGUAUGAACAAAAAGCUAAGCUUCGCGGUGCAAUGCCAUUUAUUGUAAUAUAUUUUGUUUCUAAUGGAAAUGAGGUUGAUGUCAACUUUGUCGACA